CCAUAACCAAGCAAACACAAAAAUAUUCAAAAAUAUCUCAGCCGUCCAUUGGUUAGGUUAUCAAACAUUCCCGCCUAAAAUCGGAACCGUCUCUCAUUAACUCUUUUAACUAAAACCCUAGAACUCUCUUUCUCGCAUCUGCAUCUGCAUCCGGUGUUCAGGUCAGAUUUCUUCUUCAAGUCCUGCCUCGGGAGAGCUAAACCCUGACUCGUGUACUUGCAUACUGCUUUUUGCUUUUGAAUUUCUGUUUAUAUUUUUACGUCUUAAUGUGUUUCACCAACUCAUCAUGUCUCUCGGGAGAGCUAAAGCCUUGACUACUACAGAUCAUGUAUAUGUGUGCUGCUUUCUUAGGUAUGAAGAAGAAACAAAAGCUUGACAACGACUCUGUCGAUGAGAAACAAAAGCCGAUGAGGAGGUGGUGGAGAAGCGUCGUUACAGAUCUAUGGCCAAGGUUGCCAUCGGCAACUUAAUCAACCCCACCCUUGAGAACUCUGCCAUCACCGAAAUGGUACACAUCGUCUGCCCCACUUUCUCCCUCGACACUUCCAAACUCCACAACGCGAUUCUCCAACUCUACCAAGAAGGCAAAGAGAAAAUCGAGAAACUGCUGAAGGACGCACAAGGGAAGCUAACCCUCUCUUGCGAAUGGAUGGUUCUCGGUGACUGGAAAUGGACUAGUGAAGACAUCGUCGGUCCGAUUCUUCACCAGGAUUUUAUGGUCAUUAGCGUCUACUUCGCCGAUGAGGAUUUCAAGAUGAGGAAAUGGAUCUUGGCGUACCAUCCUCAUUCUCCUGAGGAUAUGAAACUGAAAGACGUUUAUCUCGAUUCAUUAAAGAACGUUGUUACUGAUUACGAGAUUGAGAACAAAGUCUCUACUCUUCUUGUCCCUAACAGUGUUGAUCUUGGUUUGGAUGGUUUUAGUAAAUGGAUAGAAGAAGAGGGAGGGAGCAAUCAGAUCAACCCUAACGUGUUCCUCAUCUAUUGCUGCUCGGAUAUGUUCAGGUUGAUGGUUGAUGAUAUGUAUAAGGACGUAAGAAUAUCAUGUCUGAUGGACCGUGUCAGGAUUUUGCUUGGUUGGGAGAGUGAUGGAAGAUUGUAUCCUACCCAUUGGACUUACACGUUGAAUAAACUGCAAACGGCGGUAGAUAUGGAAGCCAAAGAUGUGUUUGAAGAUGAUAAGUAUGAUUACUACGAUUAUCCUUCCGAUGAAGAGUGGAUAAGGAUUAGAACUUUUUGCAAACUCACUGGUUGCAUUUAUAAAGUGGCGAAAGAGCUUUUUGAUGGGGAGUAUCCAACGGCUAACGUCUACUUCCAUCUCCUUGUGGAGCUAAAGGUCAUGCUGAGAGAAGAGGUCAAGAAUGGGGAUGGUGAUUACUUUCUUGGUAAAGCUAAGGAGAUACUGGAGGGGUUUGAUAAGUAUUGGAAUGAGAUGUUUCUUGUGUUGGCUACUGCUUCUGUGUUGGACCCUCGGUUCAAGUUGAAGUAUCUAGACUUUUACUGCUCAAAGAGUAGUGAUCAAGGUUCAAAAGCUGAGACUGUUGUGGACUACUUACGCAGUCUAUACUCUUGCUACGCAGCUAGCGAUAUACGUCCACUACCGGAACGUGCAGCUGAGCCAAGUCCCCGGUGUAUUUUGUAUAUGUUCGGAGACGAAUCAGAAGAAGAGGAAGAGAAGAAGCCUGACGGUUAUGGGGACUUUGCUUUCUUUCAAGAGUAUCUCAAGUUUGAAGGAUGUUGUUCAAGAGAGUUUCAUGAGUCAGAGCUUGAUUCUUACUUCAAAGAGCCUGUUUUGGAGUGGAGGAAAGACUUCGAUGCACUGAAAUGGUGGAGAGAUGAGAGCUCAAAGUACCCGAUCCUCUCCCGAUUAGCUCGUGACAUUCUCUCGAUUCCAAUCUCUCGUGGCACGUCGAACCGUGCGUAUGUUGCUGACAAAAGAGAGUGUCCUGAGUUUAUUGUCGCAUUGGAAGGGAAACUUCUGAACGCCAUGAUGUGCGGCGAGAGUUCUGAUAUGGCCAAGUCGUUACUAAUAAACAUUAGAAUGCUAUUGUCUUCAUGAAAACUCAAUAACUCUUGUUUUUCAUUUCGUUUUCUCAGUACAAUGUUUUUCCCUUGAAGCCUUUUUCUUUCCAUAACUAAAAUGAAAUUUCUAAAAUUGAAAAACUAAUAUUUUACAAAUUUUCUUAAAGUAUAUCGGACAUUAAAACACAUAAAAUUCCAAAUAUAAUAUUUUUAAUCACAUCCGAUUAGCUACCGUCCGAUUGAUUCACCGUCUCUAUGAUCGAACCACGGAGAUUUAAAAACAAUCCUAUAAUUGAUCGCCACGUAGGUGAGUUAGCAUUCCCCCCUAAACCAUAAGAUAUUAACAUUGAAAAUCGGAAAAUUCUCAAAAAAAAAAAAAAGAAAAACAUUGAGAAUAGGAAUCGUCUUUUUUAUCUCAACCCUAAUCCUAUCUCUCCUUCCGUCUCCUCACAGAAGACAGAACAGCAACCCCUUGCUAUGGACAACACUGACCUCGCAUCCGAUUCAGGUUCUAAUCUCUUCUUCCUUUUCAUCUCUUUUGUCUCCAUAUAGCUUUCUCUUCUCAUGAUUUUGUACGGAUGUAAUACCUAGUUUUCUAGGGUUUAUUCUAGAUACCCUUGCUUUAUUUUUGUCAUAGUAUGAUGGUAUUCUGAUACUGCUUCUUUGUUAGAUAUGAUGAAGAACCAAAACUCGGACGACUCUACCGACGAUUUCGAGUAUGAUUUUGAGGACGAUGAGGAGAAUGAGACAGAUGCUCACAAAGCUAUGCCGAACUGGCUUCAGAUCAAUCCGAUCACCAUCAGGAAAGAGAUUCUUAAGCUACACGAAACACAAAAAAUAAAGGCCAAGAAGUUUCUCAAAGACUUCCAGGGCAAGCUAACCCUCUCAUACGAAGGGAUGAUUAGCGCAUCCGCCAGAGAUUACACCUGUUUGACUGCUCACUUCAUCGACGAUAACUUUAACGUCAGGAGCUGGAUCCUCGGCUUCACCACCGGCGCUUCGAUACCACUAGACGACAUCUACGUCUACCACUUCAGGAAAGCUGUUCAGGACUUGGAGGUUGAGGACAAAGUCUCCACUAUACUAUGUGACACCCGCCACUUUCAAAAUAUAAUAAAUUGAUAAAAGCGGAAAUAAAAUAAUAAUACAACUCAAAUAAUAAUAAUCUUCAUAUAAUAUAAAAGUCAAUACGGUAACAAAAGGCCAAAAAAGCCCAACAUCGAUAACAUCCGAAAUAUAAAAUACGAUAUAAACCGAAAGUCUGAAAUAGGAAUAACAUAGACGAUAAAAGUCCAAAGGCCUAAAGGCCCGAUAAAGAUAAAAGCGGUAAAAGCGAUAGAAGCCCAAAAGCCCAAUAGCACCGGUCCGAUAAUCACUCCUGCUCAUCGGUCUCACCUAAAAGGGGGAAAGAAUGAGGGGUGAGCGACAGGGGAAUCGCUCAGCGAGGUAUGGGAUGCUACCCCGAAGUCCAUGGACCCGGACAUAGCACUCCGAAUAAAUAUAAUUUAAUUCUAAUGCAUGUCAAACACAGUACCUAAAGUACUCAA
Brassica napus (rape) is the source of this 3566-nucleotide messenger RNA. RefSeq names its product zinc finger BED domain-containing protein RICESLEEPER 2. The transcript is spliced from 2 exons. Gene Ontology annotation, molecular function: protein dimerization activity; DNA binding. NCBI's taxonomy places the organism in Eukaryota, Viridiplantae, Streptophyta, Magnoliopsida, Brassicales, Brassicaceae. Bases 443 to 2056 code for a protein of 537 amino acids. The record is from RefSeq and is a predicted model, not a curated record.